This is a messenger RNA of Dermochelys coriacea (leatherback sea turtle), 4284 nucleotides long. It is a transcript of the gene LMNA, whose product is annotated as lamin A/C. The record is from RefSeq and is a predicted model, not a curated record. The coding region runs from base 278 to 2260 and encodes 660 amino acids. The transcript is spliced from 12 exons. NCBI's taxonomy places the organism in Eukaryota, Metazoa, Chordata, Testudines, Dermochelyidae.
UAACUUUUCCCUUGUGGACAAGCCCUUAUUUUAAACAUCGCCUGUUUUUCCAGGAGCCUCUGCUCCUUUAAAUACUCAAAGCAAGGGGCUGGCCCUAUUUUGCCUAGCCACUCCCACUCCCCCAUCUCCCGCUUCCCAAGGAUAUUUGAGCCGAGAUCCGUGUGAGUGACUCAGACUGUCAGUACCAGAGAGGCAGACGUUCGAGGUGGGGAAGGCAGCUCCAGAGAUCUGAGUCACUGACCCGUGCUCCCGUCUUUCUGCCAGGCUGUGAACCGGGAUGGAUACCCCGUCUCUGAAGAGGGCCACACGGAGUGGGGCGGGUGGCACCCCGCUCUCUCCAGCCCGCAUCACCCGCCUGCAGGAGAAGGAGGAUCUGCAGGAGCUCAACGACCGGCUGGCCAUCUACAUUGACCGGGUGCGCUCGCUGGAGUCGGAAAACGCGGGUCUCCGGCUGCGUAUCACCGAGUCCGAGGAGGUGGUGAGUCGCGAGGUGUCGGGCAUCAAGUCGGCCUACGAAUCGGAGCUGGCGGAUGCCCGCAAGACCUUGGAUUCCGUGGCCAAGGAGAGGGCUCGACUGCAGCUGGAGCUGAGCAAAGUGCGGGAGGAGUUCAAGGAGCUGAAGGCACGGAAUGGCAAGAAGGAAGGGGACCUGCUGGCCGCACAGGCUCGCCUCAAGGACCUGGAGGCCCUGCUCAACUCCAAAGAGGCCGCGCUCACCACUGCCUUGGGGGAGAAGAGGAAUCUGGAGAGUGAAAUCCGGGAGCUGAGGGCCCAAGUAUCCAAGCUGGAAGCCGCCCUGGGCGAGGUGAAGAAGCAGCUGCAGGAUGAGAUGCUGCGUCGGGUGGACGCCGAGAACCGUCUGCAGACGCUGAAGGAAGAACUCGACUUCCAGAAGAACAUUUACAGCGAGGAACUUCGCGAGACCAAGCGUCGCCAUGAGACCCGCUUGGUGGAGAUCGACAACGGCCGCCAGCAGGAGUUUGAGAGCAAGCUGGCUGAUGCCCUCCAGGACCUGCGGGCCCAGCACGAAUCCCAGGUCAGACUGUACAAGGAGGAGCUGGAGAAGACCUAUGGCUCCAAGCUGGAGAAUGCCAAGCAGUCGGCGGAGAGGAACAGCAGCAUGGUGGGCGCCGCCCACGAAGAAUUGCAGCAAUCGCGGAUCCGCAUCGACAGCCUGUCGGCCCAGCUCAGCCAGCUGCAGAAGCAGCUGGCUGCCAAGGAGUCGCAGCUGCGGGACCUGGAGGACGCGCUGGCCCGGGAGCGGGAGACCAGCCGACGCAUCCUGUCGGACAAGGAGCGGGAGAUGGCGGACAUGCGGGCCAGGAUGCAGCAGCAGCUGGACGAGUACCAGGAGCUGCUGGACAUCAAGCUGGCCCUAGACAUGGAGAUCCAAGCCUACCGCAAGCUGCUGGAGGGAGAGGAGGAGAGGCUGAGGCUGUCUCCAAGCCCCAGCUCCCAGAAGCGGGGUUCCAGGAUCCAUGUGAGCCACUCCACCACACCGGGCUCCUCCAAGAAGAGGAAGCUGGAGGACGGGGAGCGCCGGACGAGCUUCUCCCAACAUGCGAGGACCAGUGGUCGUGUGGCCGUGGAAGAGGUUGAUUUGGAAGGGAAAUUUGUCCGUCUCAGGAACAAGUCCAACGAGGACCAGGCGAUGGGGAGCUGGCAGAUCAAGCGUCAGAAUGGAGACGAGGCCCCCAUCAGCUACCGCUUCCCUCCCAAGUUCACCCUGAAGGCCGGCCAGGUGGUCACGAUCUGGGCUUCUGGAGCUGGCGCCACCCAUAGCCCUCCCACUGACAUGGUGUGGAAGGCCCAAAGCUCCUGGGGCUCUGGAGACAGCCUGCGAACCGCCCUGAUCAACUCCAGCGGAGAGGAAGUGGCCAUGAGGAAGCUGGUGCGCACGGUGAUCAUCAAUGACGAUGAGGAGGAUGACGAUGACGAAGUCAGUGUCCACCACCGUCACCACCAUGCCCACUGCAGUGGCACAGGUGAUCCUGGCGAGUACAACCUGCGCUCCCGCACUGUGGUGUGCAGCACCUGUGGCCAGCCGGCAGAGAAAGCCAGCGGGGGCCAGAACGUCGCGGCUGGCUCCAUGUCCUCGGAAUCGUCCGCCUCUAGCCUCACCAUCACCCGCAGCUACCGCUCCCUUGGGGGCACUGGUGGGGGCAGCAGCGGCCUUGGAGAAAACCUGGUGACCAGGUCCUACAUCCUGGGUAACUCCAACCCACGCAAUCAGGGUCCUCAAAACUGCAGCAUCAUGUAACCAGCAGAGGGCACUCUCCUUGCUUACAACCUGCCAUAUCAUGCUAUUCCUCCCCGCCCCCCCCAGGCUAGAGAACCAUUUCCCCCCCUUUUUAAAACAAAGGUGGUUUUUUGUGUUUUUUCUACAGCAGAAAUUAUAUAUAUAUAUAUAUAUAUAUAUAUAAAAAAAUGCUAAAAGAUGCUUUGAUUUUUUUUAAGAAAAAAUCUAUUUCUAUAAAAAAAAAAAAAAAGCUUUUCAGCUUCUACAUUUUUUUAAAAACUAAAACCAAAGAGGUCAAAGAAUUGUGGCUACCAAAAAAAAGAGAAGAAAACAAAAAAAGAUUGUAGUUUAAUAGCUUUCUAGAUGUAUUUUUUGGCCAAAGCUUUUUAUAUAGGACUAGCAGCUGUAAAGCCACAAGAGCUGAAAUGCUGACUGUUAUUUCCCAGGGGCUGUGUUGCUAUCAGAACCAUGCAAUACCAUUGCACUUAGACCCUAUGGCAAAGCUCACUUGAAGUCAGUAGGCCUCAUGCUGAUGUCAGUGAGCUAUGGUUCAGGCCCAGAAUCCUUUAGGAGGAGGAUCAAAUCAUCAGGCCUGUUUCUCAUAUACACUAAGGCCCUUUUACGUCACUCUUACAAUGGAAAGUGGCCUUCAAGUGGAUGGAACUGUAACUUACGAGCACUGCGGAAAAAACGACCUUGGUGCAUUUCACCCAGUGGGCCUGAUUCUCAUUGAUAGCUCUGUGUCAGCUUCAGAUUCUGUUUAAUCGCAUGGGGGCAUUAUCUUAAGCGCUCUCCUUUUGUCCCAUUUCCUCUGCUUAACUGCCAUUCCCCGACCAGCUGCUGCACUGCUAUAGCCAUGGGAGAUGCUGAUGAGUUUAAUUCUCGUACUGUACUGUUGUUAUUCAAUGACACUUCUUUUUCUUCUAAAGGCAGCCAAGUCGUGCCUUAAAGGGUGAUACUGAUUGGGUGAGCUUAAUCAGAAAGGGAGAUGAUAGAGGAACGAGGAGCCUGGUUUAGAGAGCUUGGUAGCACAGGAUCCAGUUCAGAGACCAAGGGCAGAGCGAUCAGGGAGACAGAAAGAGAGACUGUUUCGGAAUGUGCUUGUUAUAAGCCUGGGACCAGAUAUCGACGCCAGCCCUGACCAGAGUGACCUUUAAGGUUUCCAAGAGGCUGAGCAAAGCUGGUUGGGUUGUGGGGUUUAUUCUCAGUUAACGUGAGCCAGAUCCUUAGCUGGUGUGAAGCCUGCCUACCCCUGUUGCCUUAACGGAACUUACUGUCACCAAAUGAGGCUAUGCUCUGUGUGAUUACGGCUGCACUAGCUGCUGCUUCUCCCUGCGGGUAUGAUCCUGCAUCACACCCCACUCCUUCUGCUGACUUCAUUCGGAGUUUGGGGGGCACACUGGGUGGCAGGGUCAGACCCCAAGUCCACUAAGGAAUUGGGGGAUCACAUGGUUUGCAGGAGGACAGGUCUCCUUUCCACCCUGUAUUACACUAACUGAUUUGUUUUGGAGGCCUGUCUGAGCCCGGGAUGGAUCAAGACGUCUCAACAAGAUCCAUCCAGUCCAUUUGUCCUGUUGUGCUCAAUGGCUUUUGUUUUCCUGCAUGACACUGUCUGAGCCCACCGCAUGCCCCUCCUCCAUCAGAGCAGGGUGGGGGAGCCCAGGGCAGCUCAGAGUAGAGUCAGCGUAGAGUUGUCCAGUCAAUGCUGUGUUGGCAAAGUGUUGCCUUUUCUUUCGGUGCAAAAAUCCAAUACUAAAAUAAAACCACCGCAAUCCCCGUAUCUAUUGAACUUAUUGUCUUGGAGCCGCUACCACUGGCCAAGGCUUGUACCCACUACAGCGCCUGUCCUCUGCCCUACCACCUCCCUUCAGCGUCACCCACCUUGAUCCACUCUGCUGGGUGCCGAUCUCUGUUCCACAGGGGACGUCCUGGCUUUGUCACUGUUAAGGUUUGGUUGCUGUAGGUGGAUCUGGCAAGGCCUUGUACUGUUAAUUGGAAAUGUUGCAAUAUUUCUGUUUUCCAAAAUCAAUACACCAGAGAGCCUA